This is a messenger RNA of Gossypium arboreum, 4418 nucleotides long. RefSeq names its product kinesin-like protein KIN-7O. NCBI's taxonomy places the organism in Eukaryota, Viridiplantae, Streptophyta, Magnoliopsida, Malvales, Malvaceae. The transcript is spliced from 34 exons. Bases 98 to 4186 code for a protein of 1362 amino acids. Gene Ontology annotation, molecular function: microtubule motor activity; microtubule binding; ATP binding. Gene Ontology annotation, biological process: microtubule-based movement. The record is from RefSeq and is a predicted model, not a curated record.
AAGGCGGGAAAAUAAAAGCAAAAGUCCCAAAUAGGGAAAAUUUCAAACUCUUUAGCAGCAAUUUUCCUCUCUGAACUGAUAAACCGUGAAAUUGGAAAUGGAGAGAAUUCAUGUGACCGUACGGUCGAGACCGCUAUCUUCAGAGGACGCAAAGACAAGCCCUUGGAGAGUCUCAGCCAAUUCCAUUUUCAUCCCCAAUCACUCCACCAAGUUCGAAUUUGAUCGGAUAUUUGGUGAGGAUUGUAAGACUGGAGAGGUUUACGAAGCUCGUACCAAAGAGAUUGUGGCGGCCGCUGUUCGUGGAUUCAAUGGUACAGUGUUUGCAUAUGGACAAACUAACAGUGGAAAGACCCAUACAAUGCGGGGUUCGGCUGCUGAACCCGGUGUCAUUCCUCGUGCUGUGCAUGAUUUAUUUGACAUAAUACAACAGGAUGUGGAUCGAGAGUUUCUUCUUCGAAUGUCUUAUAUGGAAAUAUAUAAUGAAGAAAUAAAUGACUUGUUAGCCCCUGAGCAUCGAAAAUUACAGAUUCAUGAAAGUAUAGAGAGGGGAAUAUAUGUUGCUGGCUUACGAGAAGAGAUUGUUGCCUCUCCUCAGCAAGUGCUUGACUUGAUGGAGUUUGGAGAAUCCCACAGGCAUAUUGGCGAGACAAACAUGAACUUACACAGUAGUCGAUCACAUACCAUUUUUCGCAUGAUCAUUGAGAGUCGGGAUAGAACUGAAGACGGAGGUGGAGAUUCAGUUAGUUCUUGCGAUGCUGUUCGAGUAUCAGUGUUGAAUUUAGUAGACCUUGCUGGAUCAGAACGUGCUGCUAAAACUGGUGCAGAAGGUGUUCGACUAAAGGAAGGUUCCCAUAUUAAUAAAAGCUUGAUGACAUUGGGAACUGUGAUUAAAAAAUUGAGUGAAGGUGCUGAAAGUCAAGGGGGUCACGUUCCAUAUCGAGAUAGCAAACUUACACGUAUAUUGCAACCUGCUUUAGGAGGCAAUGCAAAUACAGCUAUAAUAUGCAAUAUCACACUUGCACAGAUUCAUGCAGAUGAAACUAAGAGCAGCCUUCAGUUUGCAAGCAGGGCAUUGCGUGUUACAAAUUGUGCUCGUGUGAAUGAGAUAUUAACUGAUGCUGCUCUGCUAAAGCGGCAAAAGAAAGAGAUAGAGGAGCUUCGAGCCAAAUUGCAGGGUUCUCGCUCAGAACAUUUGGAAGAAGAGAUACUCAAUUUGCGAAACACAUUAUUGCAGUCUGAAGUGGAGAGAGAGCGGAUAGCUUUGGAACUAGAGGAGGAAAAGAAAGCACAAGUAGAACGUGAAAGGGUGUUGCAAGAGCAAGCUAAGAAAAUAAAAAACUUGAGCUCUAUGGUCUUGUACUCAAGUAGAGAUGAGAGUCGAGAUCAGGUUAAAAAGGAAAAGAGGCGAGAUACAUGGUGCCCUGGAAAUCUUGCAAGGGAGGCUGUUAAGGAGGCCUGCUCAAGUGUUCAAUCAAACUCAUCUGCACUUAAACCGACUGAAUCUAAGCGUUAUAUGGGACCACUUCUUGCUUUUGAGGAGUUGGUGAAUGAAAAUGAAACUGAAGAUGACUACCCAUGCAAACAAGAUGAAGAUUGUAAGGCUAGUGUAUUGGAAGAUUGUACUCUUCCUGAUCCAUGUGCGUUACUGCAUGUAACAAACAGGAGAAAAGGACAACCAAGAAAGAAAAGCUCCUUUGUGGAGGACAGCGAAUUAAUGGAACUGCAAAUAGAAUAUGAGGAUUUGAUUUUGAAAUAUGAAACUCAGAGAACCAUGAGUGAUAUACAAAUUGAUUGCUUAAUGAGAAAGCUGGUUGAGGCCGAAUCCCUUCACAAUAUGAAACAUAGUGAGUCUAGUGACCAUUCUGCAUUUCACGCGAACAAAACAAAUUAUGCUGACAAGAAUAUUGGGUUGAGGGAAUCUGAAGCUAUUCUUGUGAUCAAGCAACUUCAAGAGAAGAUUGAGAUAUUGGAAACAGAAAAGUCUUCAAGCCAAGAAAAUCUGAAUUGUCUUGUCGAACUUGCUACAGAGCAGAAUAUAAGUGCGAGGGAGAAGUUUGAUGAGCUUUGCAAAGAGCUUCUUAAUGCACGAGAGGAGACUAGAGUGGCUCGUGAAGAACUUGCCUACAAUGAAUCUGGGGGAAGAAAGAAUGGGGAUUGCGAUUUUGUAAUUGAGCUGUCAAAGGAAGUAGAAGAUCUGAUUUCUGAAGCUCAAGAGUCAAAAGAAGUAGCUCAAAAGCUAUCAUCCCUUGUGGAUGAGGCUUUUCAGAGUUUUUCUGCUACAAUUAAGGAAUUUCUUGAUUUCCAGGAUAUGAUGUGUCAGAGCUCUGAACAACAAAAAAUAAUUAUUACAAAUACCAAGGAAUUACAGAAUCGUACACAUCAAAGGACUUUGAAGCUUGAAAAUGAUAAGCUUCUCUUGCACAACCAAUCCAUUGAUCUGCAGAAGCAAGUGCAGGAACUAAGAGAAAAGGCUAAAAACCAUGAAGCGUCCUUAACAGAACUCUUUGAAAAGCAUGACAUGGAAAAAUUGGAGUAUCUUUCUCAUAUUCAGAGUCUUGAAAAGGAAAUAUCAUAUCUUUCAUCAGGUCCCAUGGCAAGAGAAAAUCAGAGUUUGAGUAAAGAUCUUGAGAAAACAAAAUUGAAGUUGAAAGACACCGAAUCCAAGCUUAAGAAUAUCAUCCAGGAGAAGACAAAACUUGAGGGGGAGAAAGCAAUUGCUGAACGAGAGAUCAAGCGAUUGCUUGGUCAAAAGACUCUUCUUGAGCGUGACAUCAACAAACGCGAAUCACUAGCUGGUAAGAGGCGUGAUUCAGUUUUUGAUAGGAAUGCAAAGGUGUUUGAUCCAAAAAAGGCAAAAGCUGAACAGAUAAUGCAGGAAGAUUAUAAAAAGUUGGAGGUUCUUGCUUUUGAAAUGGAGACAACUAUAGCUUCCUUGGAAGAGGAAUUAGCAGCUGCACGCAGGGACAGGGAAGAGGCUAUAUCUAGAAGUGAAGAUUUGGCUUUAGAAUUUGAGGUCCUGACAGAAAAAUUGGAUAUAUCAAGCUCAGAAAUAAAUGCUCUGCAAGAAGAACUUUCUAGCCUUAAACUUAUUUUGGAACAAUCUAAUUCUAGCCAGCAAGGAAUGGAAGCCUCCAUUAAGAGUUUGCUUGCAGAAAAGGAAGAAUUGGCAAUGCAACUUACUAAUUCACUAUUGGAAAUGGAGGAAGAAAAGGCAAUACAGUGUGCUAGAGAGAAGGCUUCAAUUGAAGCUAUUGAAGAGAAAAGAAAGUUAUACAAUUCUGAGAUAACAUUGUUAUCAGAAAAAUUGUCUGAGGUGACGGAAGAAUUGGAGUUGUGCAGAAAAGAAUGCAAUGACCUCAGGGAAAGAUUAACAGACUGCGAUGAAAGAGCAGAACUGGAGAAAAAAUGCAGUAUUGAGAAGUCUUUGGAGAUUGACCAGCUUAAAAGUGACAUAGAAAACAUUUACGCCGAAAGCAAACAAACCCAGCAAACACUGAAGUCAAACGUGGAAAAGCUUUCUUUGGAGCUUCAACAUGCGCAAGAGGAACUGAGUAUUAUCAAAAGAGAACGAGACAAUUUAUCAGCCAAAAUUGAACAGUUGGUCACUGAGCCUCAGCUCUCGGACGAGCUCCAGAUUCUUCAAAAUCAACUUCUGGACAUUUCAACAGAAAGGGAUGAACUAAAGACACAUAUCGAGGAACUGACCAGCAAAUUAUCCUGCCUCGGAAAGGAAAAUCUUAAAAACGAUUCUAAUGAGAAUCUUAAAGAUCAACUUCUGUACAUUUCAACAGAAAGGGAUAAACUAAAGACACAAAUCGAGGAACUGACUAGCAGAUUAUCCUGCGUCGAAGCGGAAAAUCUUAAAAAUGAUUCUAAUGACAUGUUAGUGGAGGCUAAAGUUCGAGUCGAGGAACUGGCUAGCAGAUUAUCUUGCAUGGAAGUCAAGAUGCAUAAUGAUCAUGUCAACAAUGGUAAGGAAAUGGCAAAACUUAGAAUGAGGCUUCGUGGAACGCAAGCGCAGUUGGAUGCUUUCCGUUACCGAUACAAAAAAGCCAUGGAUGAGUCGGAUAUCAUGAACCGGAACUUCGAGGAAGCUUCGACGAACUUGAAGGAAAGGUUAGCAUCAAAGGCAAUUGAGGUACUCAAUCUUAAGAAGCAGCUUGCUUCUGCAGCCUCAAGCCAAUAAUCCAAUCAUCUCUCCCUUCCCUUGUAAGUGUUUCAAAUUUAAUAACUUUAGAACUGCAUUAUUUUUUGCACUGAUUAAGAGGUCAUUUUAGAUUGUCUUUUUGCCCUUUUGAAAUGCGUAGUUGAUAGUUUUUACCACGGGGGCAAAAAAAUGUCUUUGAUUCAAACACCAAGUUAACUAGUAGUAUAUAGUAGUACAUUUAAUAAAAUUAUUUUUCUUUUUUAAAAUAAAA